GAUGAACUGGAUUUCAUUCACGGCCGAAGAUAGAAGUUAUAAUUACUCCCAUGUGAAUGAAAGGAUACUUGCGUUUUAAAAUUAUUUUGAAGAUGUAUUGGUCUUGAAAGUAAUCUACUUGUGUACCACUAAAAUUUUCAGGCCAUGUGAAAAUGGGUGAUUGGAACUUGCUGGGGAGCAUCUUGGAAGAGGUUCACAUACACUCCACCAUUGUGGGCAAAAUCUGGCUCACAAUCCUUUUCAUCUUCCGCAUGCUUGUGCUUGGAGUCGCUGCGGAAGAUGUCUGGGACGACGAGCAGAGCGAAUUUGUGUGCAACACAGAACAACCUGGUUGCAAGAACGUCUGCUAUGACCAGGCGUUUCCCAUCUCCCUCAUCCGCUACUGGGUCCUACAGAUCAUCUUCGUCUCCUCGCCGUCUUUGGUUUACAUGGGACACGCACUUUACCGACUCCGAGCUCUGGAGAAGGAACGGCACAAGAAGAAAGCUCAGCUAAAGAUGGAGCUGGAGGAAACAGAGGCUGUUUUAGAGGAACAUAAAAGGAUUGAGAAGGAACUUAAAAAGCAUGAAGAGCAGAAGAAAGUGAGGAAGGCUCCUUUGAGGGGUUCCUUACUUCGUACGUACGUGUUGCAUAUCUUGACCAGGUCGGUGGUGGAGGUUGGAUUCAUAGUGGGACAGUACAUGCUGUAUGGUAUCGGACUGGCCCCGUUGUACACGUGCGAGCGCGAACCCUGUCCCAACAGUGUGGAUUGCUUCGUCUCGAGACCGACGGAGAAGAACAUUUUUAUGAUUUUUAUGUUGGUCAUUGGAGGAGUAUCUCUGUUCCUCAACCUCCUGGAGAUAUUCCAUCUUGGCAUCAAAAAGAUCAAGCAGAGUAUCUACGGAUCCAAGUACAAUGGAUACGAUGACAGCAUUUGUAGAUCGAAGAAGAACUCUAUGGUCCAACAGGUUUGUGUCCUUACCAAUUGCUCACCACAAAAACUUGCACACUUGACACUCCCCGUGUCUUUCGCAAAUGUGGCAGAUGGACAGGUGGAAACUUUGCCUCACUACAUGCCAAUGAUCGGUACUCUUUCUAACCAUAAUGGGCAUGACCAGCACUCCGGACAGAACCGACUUCCAAGCCAGCCUGAAUUUCAAGCUCUCCAUCAGCUCGGGUCCAUAGAAUGCCGAUCCACCUUCGAUAACCGUCUACAGUCCUGCAGCAGUGAGGAGUCUGGACCCAAAGGCUCCGGGCAGCCAAAACAUCUGAGUCAGCAGCCCAGAGCUUCACUUAGGGCCAGUCAUAUAGAGAUACCUGCCGCCUUAAGGAACGCCCUGCGUAAACAGAGUCGGGUCAGCCAGUGUAAAGACUUCAGCGAGGAGAGCGAUUCCUCAGACAGUGGAAACAUCCCCAGUGGCAGAAAAGCCAGCUUUAUGUCCCGGGAGCUUUCAGAGAGUUCAUCGGACAGUCCAAGUUCCAAGAACGGAUCAGAUGCAGAAGCCAGCCGUCUAGCUCAGGGGGAGAGUCCUCCUAUGACACCACCUCCAGCCAGCGGUCGACGAAUGUCAAUGAGCAUGAUUCUGGAACUCUCUUCGAUUAUGAAGAAGUGAAAAUCAGAAGAUCUUUAAAGAAUCGACUAUCUGCUCAGUGGGUAGCAAUGAGGCUUUAACUGCUUUUUAUUCUCCUGGCUUUGUUUUUAUUGACGAAAUCCAAAAUUACUGAAAGAAUAUUGUGGUUUCAUAGUAGCAAUGACAACUUGUUUUAUCUAGCUUAUCCUUAAUACACACUUUAAAAACAUUGAUUUUCAACAUAAUUCUUA
Triplophysa dalaica is the source of this 1801-nucleotide messenger RNA. RefSeq names its product gap junction protein alpha 10 b (gene gja10b). Gene Ontology annotation, biological process: cell communication. The record is from RefSeq and is a predicted model, not a curated record. The transcript has 3 exons. NCBI's taxonomy places the organism in Eukaryota, Metazoa, Chordata, Actinopteri, Cypriniformes, Nemacheilidae. Bases 153 to 1592 code for a protein of 479 amino acids. Gene Ontology annotation, cellular component: connexin complex.